UCUCUCUCUCUCUCUCUCUCUCUCUCUCUCUGUGAGAAGUUGAGGUUGUCCCUGUGAACAUGGGCAGAAAGUGCUCACAUUGUGGAAACGUAGGCCAUAAUUCGAGGACUUGCACAACUUACAGGGGGACAUUUUCUGGUGGUCUUAAGCUCUUUGGAGUGCAACUUGACCUCUCUUCACCUUCUGCAGUUGCCAUGAAGAAAAGUUUUAGCAUGGAUUGCUUGUACCCAUCAUCAUCCUCAUCAUCAUCCCCAUCUUCAUCAUUGUCCUCAUCCAGAAUUUCCCUCGAUGACAAUUCUGAUAGAACAGCUUUUGGUUAUCUCUCUGAUGGUCUCAUCGGCCGACCCCAAGAGAGGAAAAAAGGAGUUCCAUGGACAGAAGAGGAGCACAGAACAUUUCUUCUCGGGCUUGACAAGCUAGGGAAGGGUGAUUGGAGGGGAAUCUCCAGGCACUACGUAACAACAAGAACACCAACACAAGUUGCUAGCCAUGCUCAGAAAUAUUUUCUUCGACAAGCAAGCCUUAACAAGAAGAAGCGACGUUCAAGCCUCUUUGACAUGAUUGGGAGCAGCAAAAUCAACAUGUCAGGUCUUUCUGCUACAAGUUCUAAUUCCAAGCCAAGUGAUGAUCAUCCGGGUCCUGCUCAAUACAACUCUCAACGUGAAGUUCACCAUGACACCACUCUGCCUCUGCUAGGCCUUAGUUCUUCCUCUGAACAUAUCAAAUCAGAUAACCAGGAAACUGACCGUCCUCAAUUAGCUUCUUCUCACAAGCAGAACGUACCUGUUUGGCUGUAUGGGUUGUUUGAUUCCCAGCUGAAAGCUUCAAAUUAUGAAGCAAAAUCCAGUUCCCCCAUUGCAGCACCUAAUCUAGAGCUUACACUUGCGGCUCCAAGACCUUCGGAACAAAAUAAAUCUUCCCCGGCACCCCUUCUUUUCGGCCCUGUUAGUGUUACCUGAACACAUUCAUGGAUAGUAAUCCAUGGAAGUGAUUAUGCAAAUGAUAUCAGAAGAGGAUCAAGUAACAUGUCAUUCACGGUAUUAGUAGUAUAGUUUUGUACAUCUUAAUUAAUGGGAAAUUGUCCCUUUUUUUCCUCUUUCAGAAUAAAUAGAUCUAUAAUGAUACCACUAUGAAAACUAGUCAACAAUCUUUACUGGAUUA
This is a messenger RNA of Alnus glutinosa, 1161 nucleotides long. Its product is annotated as transcription factor MYBS3-like. Gene Ontology annotation, molecular function: zinc ion binding; DNA binding. The record is from RefSeq and is a predicted model, not a curated record. Bases 60 to 959 code for a protein of 299 amino acids. Gene Ontology annotation, biological process: response to gibberellin; response to ethylene; response to auxin. The transcript has 3 exons. Lineage: Eukaryota; Viridiplantae; Streptophyta; Magnoliopsida; Fagales; Betulaceae.